AUGAAUCUGGACAACAGCAACACAAUGUCACCCUCCGUGGACGACGCCGGGAGUCUGUCUCCCACCAACUCUCGCGAUGACGAUGAAAACUCACAGCAUCCUCGCAAGCGCCAGCGUGUUCGCCUGAGCUGCCUCGAGUGCCGCCGGAGGAAGCUGUCCUGCGACAGAGGCUACCCGUGCCAGCGAUGCCUGAAGAGCGGCACGCCGGACCGUUGCACGUACGAGACCAAGUCGGGCGUUGUUUUGAACGCGAGCUCCGGCGUCCCGCCCGCUUUCGCUCAGCUCGACUCGCGGAGGAACGGCGAUCUCGUCAUGCCCAGCAAGGAGGCCGACAUGACCGUCAUCCGCGAGGCGGCCAAGGACCACGACCGCAUCCGCCGCCUCGAGCUGGAGGUUUCCCAGCUCAAGACCCAACUCACGCGACAGGCCAUGUCUUCCUUCGACGGCAGCACCGUGGCCGGCACGAACUCGCCGCUCACUCAAAAGGAUGAGACCAGUGACCCGCCCGCGGACCCCUGCGCCAACAACUCGGAAUUGCAAUCCUGCUGGCAUCAGUACAGUGACGGUGACAAGUCAGAGAUCCGCUUUUUCAGGGGCAAGGAGUUCAGGACGCGGUAUUUCGGCCCUCACAACGCCACCAUGGCCUUUAUCGAGUUGACUGGCCUGUGUCCCUUUAUGAAGGAGACGGCAGAUGAGUGGCUGAAGCCCGUCAAGGCUCAUGACCGCAAGGACCGCAAGAAGCGCAAGGAGGACCGGGACAAGUUUUUCCUCCAGCCUGAUGCUCAGCUCGAGUCUCUGCUGCCGCCCAAGGAUCACUGUGACGCCCUGGUGGAGGUCUACAUUGACCAGUUCGAGCAAAUGCACCGCAUCAUCCACAUUCCCACGUUCCGCAGGGAAUACUCGCAGUUCUGGGAGAACCCGACUGAAUCCCGCUACGCCGCACUCACCGCCCUCGUCUUGGCAAUCUGCGCUGUAGCGAACUGCAUUCACACCCACGAGUCUCUAAGGUUCACCGGCAUGAUCUCCAACGCCCACAGCACCGCCGAGAAGUGGAUCAAGGCCGUCGAGGAGUGGCAGACCGGCCAGAGCAUGAAGCAUCGGAAGCUCAUUCACUACCAGAUUGCCUGUCUGCUGUAUCUCAGCAAGCGGGUCAACACGGUGAAGAAGAAGCGUUUCUGGACGAACUCGGGCGCCCUCAUCCAGGAUGGCAUCUCGGUCGGCCUGCACAGGGAGCCCAGCCACAUGUCGGGUAAGAUCUCGGUAUACAACCAGGAGAUGCGGCGCAGGAUAUGGGCGACGGUGCAAGAGUUCGACAUGCAGGCCUCGUUCGACCACGGCCUGCCCACGCUGGUGAGCCAGCUGCACUACGACGUGCAGCCGCCGAGGAAUCUGGACGACGAGGACUUUGACGAGGACACGACCCAGCUGCCCCCGUCCAAGCACGGAAAGGAGUACACGUACUCCUCCUACCAGAACCUCGCCCGCCAGAGCCUGCCUCUGCGCAUGGAGCUGAGCCGGCUUCUCUGCGGUCCGCCGGGGGAGGUCGACUACGACCAGGUCAUCCGAUAUACGAACGACAUCACGCACGAGAUCGACUCGCUGCCGUCGUGGGAGCACAACAACAACAACACGCACGGCGGCAAGAGGCCGCUCCUCGCCUACACGCUGCUUCACAUCCAGCUCCGCCAGUACAUCAUCCCGCUCCACCAGCCCUUCCUCAAGCUCCGCAAGUCCAACGCCAAGUAUCAGUACUCGGAGAUCAUCUACUACAAUGCCGCGCGAGACAUUGUCCUCCUGCACGAUAAGCUCUACGAGCAGGGCAUCCGGUGCCUCAACUUCUUGCGCGAGGACGCCCUCACGACGGCCGUCAACCUCUGCAGCGUAACGAUGCUGCAGCCGCGCGGCUCGACCAACAUGAUCAUGAUUAACUCGCAACACACGGUCAAGCUGCUGGAGAAGUGCCUCUCCAUGAAGGAGGACCGGCUCCUGCGGUGCGGCAACACCGAGCCGUGGGGCUACUCCAUCAUGUGCUCGGCGCUUGGCCUGCUCGAGGCGCACCUGGGCACCAAGACUACGGAGCAGGCCAAGGCGUCGUCGGCGGAACGGUUCGUCAACCUGCACUACAAGCUGCUGGCGAACCAGGAGCCUCCCGUGUCAAGUCAGCAGUCGGAGCUGUCUAGGAUCCCCGGCUUGGAGGUUCCCGAGAGAGCCAAGGUGAGCAUCAUCCCCGGCUUUGUCCCGGCGACGGCGACGGCGGCUGUGGCUGCGUUGUCUUCGUCGUCUCCGUCGUUGUCGUUGUCAUCGUCGAGCAUCGAGCAGCUACUGACUCACCUAUCAAAGUCGAUCACGCCCUUCUCGUUCCAGGGCUACCCAGCGUCGUCGGCAUCGCAGAACACGGUCGACAGCCUCCUGCCUCAGCCGCUGCCGUGGAUGCCCACGUCCAUCGACCCGCAGGUGAGUCUUCACGGCGACUUCUCCCCCCCACUCGUCGCUGACAGUGUCUUGGCAAAGGCGGCGCAAUCGUUCAAUCCCGACUUUAGUCUUGAAGCUUUGGGAUUGAACUUGAACGAGUUGUGGGGAGAAUCGUGGGACUUUAGCUGA
Messenger RNA from Colletotrichum destructivum, 2601 nucleotides. RefSeq lists its product as uncharacterized. The record is from RefSeq and is a predicted model, not a curated record. Gene Ontology annotation, cellular component: nucleus. NCBI's taxonomy places the organism in Eukaryota, Fungi, Ascomycota, Sordariomycetes, Glomerellales, Glomerellaceae. The transcript is spliced from 2 exons. Gene Ontology annotation, molecular function: zinc ion binding; RNA polymerase II cis-regulatory region sequence-specific DNA binding; DNA-binding transcription activator activity, RNA polymerase II-specific. Bases 1 to 2601 code for a protein of 866 amino acids. Gene Ontology annotation, biological process: regulation of transcription by RNA polymerase II; DNA-templated transcription.